UCAGCUGUUACCAAUGGACACGCGGCUGAUAAGAUUUGUGGAUUUGCGCCUACAGCAGCGAGAAUGUACAAAUUGAAAUACGACUGUGAAAUGGAAAAGAUUGCUGCUGCUCACGCGAGCAGAUGCCAGUUCAAACACUCAGAUCGUAGCGCGAGACAAUAUUCUGGUGAGAACAUUUUCAUGGCAAGCCCACCCGGUGACAAGGCCGCUUACGCCUGGGCUGGAGAACUGAACCAGUAUGGUGUUGGAAAGGAAAACAUUUUCACAAUAGAUAUAGCAAACCGACCCGGACAGGUUAUCGGACAUUACACACAGGAGUUUUGUUUAAACGCCGUGCAGUCUUACAACGCACCACCACCACCCCCCUCCCACUCCUGA
This is a messenger RNA of Strongylus vulgaris, 378 nucleotides long. The record is from the annotation of a GenBank genome assembly. NCBI's taxonomy places the organism in Eukaryota, Metazoa, Nematoda, Chromadorea, Rhabditida, Strongylidae.